UCACAUUUAUCUGUUUCUUCGUCGAUUUUCUUAUCGUUUUCAACAGCUGAAUCUCAGUUUUCAGAGAAGUUUCUUUGUUAGGGUUUUUCUAGGGUUUCUGUGUGCAACCAGUUGUGUGACGUGAUCUUCCCAUUGCAGUAGCACUGUGUUUCUUUUGCCUUGCAAGAAGGGCUACAGGGCCUUCUGAACUCUGGGGCUGCAUUUCUUGACUUACAAGGAUUAAUGGACGGUGCGGAACGUUCUCUCGACCGCAGAGAAGCUGCCGGAGCAAUCGAGGCGUUGUCAGGAGCUAUGGAGUCUCAAAUUUCGGAUGAAAACCUAAUCGCUAAUCUGAAAUCCCAGAUUCGUCUUCUCCAAGACAGAGUUAAGGAAUUAGAAGAUGAAAAUUCGAAACUAUCCACUCGGCUUUCAAGUUGUUGCUGUUCUGAGAGGAAGAUAAAAUUUGAGGACGGCAAUAGCUUGAUCGAGAAAAGCAAGGAAUAUGAAAGUCCGAGAGACAAGACUAUUAAGAAGAAAGCAGUAGAAAAAACAGGAUAUGAUGCAAGGACCAUGGAUCACUAUUCAAAGAGAUACAUUGCUCUAAAAGUCAUGUAUUUCGGCCAGAGGUUCUACGGUUUUGCUUCAGAGGCCCAAAUGGAACCAACAGUUGAGUCUGAAAUUUUCAGAGCUCUUGAGAAGGCUAGGCUUCUUGUUGGUGGUAGGAAGGAGUCUUGUUAUUCAAGAUGUGGGAGAACAGACAGGGGGGUCUCAUCUGUUGGACAAGUAAUCGCUCUUUAUUUACGGUCAAAGCUUAAGCACAACUCCAGUGUUGAAAAUAAUAAUCAUAAUGCAGAAGAGCAACACGAUGAAGAAAUUGAUUAUGUGAGAGUAAUGAAUAGAGUCUUGCCUAAUGACAUUCGGGUUUUGGGCUGGUGUGCUGUACCAGUUGGCUUCAGUGCAAGAUUUAGUUGUUUAAGGAGAAAGUAUAAAUAUUUAUUUUGGGGAGCAAAUUUGAAUAUCUCGGCUAUGGAGAGGGCUGGUAAGAAAUUUGUAGGGGAACAUGACUUUAGAAAUUUCUGCAAAAUGGAUGCAGCAAAUGUUCACAAUUACAGGCGACGUAUCUUGUCAUUUGACAUCUCUCCUUGUGAUAUGAGGAUGGAAGGCAAUAAAUUAUGGGUAUUCAACAUAGAAGGCAGUGCUUUCCUUUGGCAUCAGGUCCGCUGCAUGGUUGCUGUAGUCUUCAUGGUUGGCCAAGGCCUUGAGGAUCCUGAUGUCAUAGAUAUUCUACUGGAUCCAUCAAGAAUACCAAGGAAGCCUCAAUACGUUAUGGCUUCAGAAAAUCCUCUGGUUCUUCAUUCUUGUGAAUUUGAAGUUGUCAAGUUUGGGUGUUCAUCAGAUGCUGGAGAAGCUCUAGAGUCGCAUUUAACGAAUCAAGUCCAAGCAUACGAGCUCCAAGCUGCAAUUUUCAAAGAAGCUCUCUUAAGCUGUUUGCCCAUCACAGACGAUCGGAGUUCCUCGGAGAAUAGAAAAUCAAAGAAGAAAAUUUGUCAUGUUGCCCUAUUGUCAAGACCAACUGAGCCUUCAUAUGAAGAGCGGCGUGCCAAGCUUGACUCAGCCUCAAAGAGGAGUUGAUCAAAUACAUCUCCGUAGGCAUGGUUUUGCAGAGUUUUGAAUGCCAAACAUCAAAAGAGCAGAAGGCAGUAAUCAUGAGCACCGGUAAUGAAGGGGAGGCGACCCAGCCGAUCCCUCCUGCGACCAAAAGCUGACAGCCCAACCAGUCCCUAAACAUCAACUUGCACCAUCAUCAUGAAUCCAGGUGCAUGAACUCAGACCAAAUCAUUUUUCUCACUUACCCUGCCCCCCCCUUCCUUCCAAUUAUUAUUCAUAUCUUUAUGGUUUUAUUAUAUUGACAGUGACAAGUGAUGGUCCUCUGCCUUAUGUUUUUUAAUGUUCUCAAACUAAGCUAAAGUUUAGCUUGUUUUUGUCACAAAGAUUAGGUUUCUUUUCUCUGUUUCUGAAAAAUGAUUGGCGAUGAACUACCCUGCAGUGUCAUUGGGGCACUGCAUUGGAGUUAGUGAUAAGUUGAGGGCUUUAAGAAAAUGGGUUCGAACUUCGAACCAGGGUAACUAUCUAACUGACUGGGUUGGCCUAAUGAUUUUUUAUGGUUUUAUUAUAUUGACUGUGACAAGUGAUCGUUCUGUGCCUUAUGUUUUUUAAUGUUCUGAACUCAGCAAAAA
Messenger RNA from Momordica charantia (bitter melon), 2216 nucleotides. RefSeq names its product Pseudouridine synthase family protein. The record is from RefSeq and is a predicted model, not a curated record. Gene Ontology annotation, molecular function: RNA binding; pseudouridine synthase activity. Gene Ontology annotation, biological process: mRNA pseudouridine synthesis; tRNA pseudouridine synthesis. Gene Ontology annotation, cellular component: cytoplasm; nucleus. NCBI's taxonomy places the organism in Eukaryota, Viridiplantae, Streptophyta, Magnoliopsida, Cucurbitales, Cucurbitaceae.